UAACAUGUGCAAAUUUUCCAAUUAAUUAGGUAGAAAUGAUUUUCUUGUAGGGAUUUUUUUUUUUUUAAUAAUUGAAUAUGUAAAAUUAUAAAAAGUGAAAAUUAUAAACAGAAGUUCCACUGCUUAGAAAACAAUUUAAUAGCACUUCGCAUUAUAAAUUUUUGUAGAGAAAAUUCUACACUCACGCAUCAAAAGCCUAAAAGAAAGAUUCUCUCGCCUUCACUACUGACCACUAAAGAAAAAACGAUGCCGUUUGAGUUGUUUCCAGGGAGUCGGAGUACGGACAGAGGGAAAAGAAAGCGGGGAGACGACGCCGGCGCUGGAAACCAGAAGGACGUUGUGACCAAGGAAGGAAAAGAAGCGGAGACGGCGACGGAUGAAGAAGUGGAGGAGUUCUUCUCCAUUCUUAAGCGAUUACACGCUGCGACGAAAUAUAUAGAGAAGAUCGACGGUGCGAGCCAUCUGUUGAUGGGAAAGAGAUCGAAGCGGAUGAAAUCGAACGAGGAAGAACGCGAUGAAGUUGGAAUUAGGGUUGAGAGAAUUCCAGAGCAGAAAUUGGACAGAAAUUUGGAUCUGGAUCUGAACUUAGAACCUGUAUGCGUUGGAUCGGAAGGCAAAUCAAGACAGAGUCAGAAUCUGAAGCCGUCUUGCGUUGAUUCGGCUGCGGUUUCUUGUCGGAAGUAGAAAUUUCGGGGAGAGGGGAAAUCGGCGGCUCUGAUCGUGGAUGAUGAAGAGGAAUGAAUUGAAAUUGGUUGCGGAUCCGGGUAAGACUGGCCCGAUCCAGACUUUUUAUUUAUAUGCAUAUAUAUAUAUAUAUAUAUAUAUAUAUAUAUUGCUAAUUUUUUGGAAUGAAUAAAAAAGAGUUGAUGGAUUGAUGAAAAUUGAAAUUAUAUUUGCAUCCAAGAUA
Molecule: messenger RNA, 907 nt
Organism: Cucumis melo (muskmelon)
Lineage: Eukaryota; Viridiplantae; Streptophyta; Magnoliopsida; Cucurbitales; Cucurbitaceae
Product: protein NIM1-INTERACTING 2
Exons: 1
Coding region: 247-684 (145 amino acids)
Biological process (GO): regulation of systemic acquired resistance
Source: RefSeq, a predicted model, not a curated record